This is a messenger RNA of Pelecanus crispus (Dalmatian pelican), 713 nucleotides long. The record is from RefSeq and is a predicted model, not a curated record. Lineage: Eukaryota; Metazoa; Chordata; Aves; Pelecaniformes; Pelecanidae.
GAAUUUUCGGAAGCACCUCCGCAUGGUGGGGAGCCGGAGGGUUAAAGCACAAACAUUUGCCGAACGGCGUGAGAGGAGCUUCAGCAGGUCCUGGAGUGACCCGACUCCCAUCAAAGCUGAUUCCUUCCAUGACUCUCGAGAAAGCCAUGAUCUUCAGGAUUCCUGCGGCACUUUGGAUGGUGACUUUGACUUGAACUGGGAAGCAGAAAAGGAACUUGAAGCCAUGGCAUGUGACGGAGAGGACUUUGUUCCACCAAAAAUAAUGCUCAUUUCUUCCAAGGUGCCCAAAGCAGAGUAUGUCCCGACAAUUAUCCGCAGGGACGAUCCCUCUAUCAUCCCCAUUCUCUAUGACCAUGAACAUGCCACCUUUGAUGACAUCCUAGAGGAAAUAGAGAAGAAGCUUAACAUUUAUCGGAAAGGCUGCAAAAUCUGGAAGAUGCUGAUAUUUUGCCAGGGAGGUCCUGGUCACUUAUACUUGUUAAAGAACAAAGUUGCCACUUUCGCCAAAGUGGAGAAGGAGGAAGAUAUGAUCCUCUUCUGGAAGAGGUUGAGCCGGCUGAUGAGUAAAGUCAAUCCUGAACCAAAUAUCAUUCACAUCAUGGGCUGCUAUGUUCUUGGAAACCCCAAUGGGGAGAAGCUAUUUCAGAAUCUGAAAAACUUAAUGAAUCCUUAUAGGGUUGCCUUUGAGUCUCCACUUGAACUAUCAGCUCAAG